UUUCAAUAAAUACGAAAAGAAUUUAAAAGAUAUUAAAAUAAAAAAUUAAAUUAAAUUAAAUAAAAAAAUUCUUAAAAUUUUCAAAUAUAAAUAAAAAAUAUAUAAAAAUAAUAGAAAAUAUUUGCUAAAGUUUCUAUAAGUGUUAGAAGAUUUCCGGAAAAUUUUAGUCCACGAAACCGUAUCCGUACCCAUUUUGGAGUUUCUAUAAUAGCUACCUGUUACGAUGCGGACAACUCUGCUCGUAUUUAAUUUGGUGUCAUUUUAACAUGUAUAAAACACUACUGUAGGACCAUCAAUAGCCACAAUUUUUCCACAUUUCGAUAAUGGAACCUCGUCUUGAGCUCAACCAUGGUCCUCGCUUUCAGACCAACUGCUCUUUUCCUUUGAAUCUACUGCCUACGCACCAUCUUUUAACUCUUUUUGAACUUCAAUGGCAUCAAUCUCCUUCACUUAUGAUACUGCAAAAAUGGACACCCAUUCUUCUACUCCUUUCCUUAUCAUGUUCUCUGUUCUUUUUCUUUGUAAAGACCUACCUUUUAAAGCACCCUCCGGUUUACCUUGUAGACUUCUCAUGCUUCAAACCACCCGACUUCUGCAAAGUGCCUUUCUCUAAGUUUCUUGGACAUGCGUCCAUGAUCAAGUCCUUUAAUGAUGACACUGUAGCUUUCAUGGCCAAAAUCCUCACUUCUUCAGGGCAAAGUGAACAGACCUAUCUUCCUCCAGCCUUGCAUCACAUUCCUCCGAGAACCGAUUAUCAAGAAUCCAUUAAAGAAGUAGAAAUGGUUCUUUUCCCUGUUGUAGAAGACCUUCUCUCUAAAACUAGAGUCUCUCCUCAUAACAUCGACAUACUUAUAGUAAAUUGUAGUGGUUUUUGCCCUUCACCCUCCUUGUCAUCUAUCAUUAUAAACAAAUACUCUAUGAGAGCUGAUAUCAAGAGUUACAGCCUCUCUGGUAUGGGGUGCAGUGCAGGUGCUAUCAGCAUUGACUUGGCUCAUAACCUCCUGAAAAUUCACAAGAACUCUUAUGCACUUGUUCUUAGCACUGAAAUCCUAUCUACUGGUUGGUAUUCUGGCAAUGAAAAAUCCAAGUUGCUACUUAACUGCUUCUUUAGAAUGGGCAGUGCAGCAAUCUUGCUUACAAACAAAAAGGAGGCCAAGGAAUCAUCAAAAUAUAAGUUAUUUUGCAGAGUAAGAACCCAAAGAGCUUUCGAAGACAAGGUUUAUAUUUCUGCCUUUCGCGAAGAGGAUUCUGAUGGAAAACUUGGGGUUACACUCAAAGGGGAUUUACUCCAAGUAGCUGGAGAAACUCUCCGUUCAAACAUAAAAAUUCUUGGUUCAAAAAUUUUGCCACCCUCAGAAAAACUAAGGUAUGGCAUUUCAAUAAUUCGUAAGAGGUUUAUUGACAAGUCAGGGGAGAUAUACGUGCCCGAUUUCAAAACUGUGAUAGAUCAUUUUUGCCUGCCAACUACUGGCAGGCCAGUGGUCAAAGAGAUAGCAAAAGGGUUAAAGCUUGGCGAGAGAGAAGUGGAAGCUGCUUUCAUGACACUACACAGGUUUGGUAAUCAAUCUUCUUCUUCGCUUUGGUAUGAAUUGGCCUACGUAGAAGCUAAGGACAGAGUGAAAAAAGGCGACAAGGUUUGGCAGAUUGGAUUGGGAAGUGGGCCUAAAGGCAAUAGUGUUGUUUGGGAGUGUUUAAGGCCCAUAGUGGGGGAGUCCAAGAAGGGCCCAUGGGCUGAUUGUGUGAAUCAGUAUCCAGUUGCCAUUGCUUAAAGGCAAAACUAAUUUCAACCCCUUGAACUCUUAAAGUUUGUUAAAUAAGCUAUGGUUGUACGGCCCAAGCCCUUGUAUUUUUAUUUGUGUUGCAUCAAGUCAUUGUAUUUCUAUUUCUAUAAGUCAAUAAACACUUACUUAACUCGUCUAA
Ricinus communis (castor bean) is the source of this 1920-nucleotide messenger RNA. RefSeq names its product 3-ketoacyl-CoA synthase 6. The record is from RefSeq and is a predicted model, not a curated record. Gene Ontology annotation, cellular component: membrane. Gene Ontology annotation, biological process: fatty acid biosynthetic process. The transcript has a single exon. Gene Ontology annotation, molecular function: acyltransferase activity, transferring groups other than amino-acyl groups. The coding region runs from base 324 to 1769 and encodes 481 amino acids. NCBI's taxonomy places the organism in Eukaryota, Viridiplantae, Streptophyta, Magnoliopsida, Malpighiales, Euphorbiaceae.